Messenger RNA from Aspergillus uvarum CBS 121591, 563 nucleotides. Its product is annotated as putative quinol monooxygenase. Bases 1 to 327 code for a protein of 108 amino acids. The record is from RefSeq and is a predicted model, not a curated record. The transcript has 3 exons. NCBI's taxonomy places the organism in Eukaryota, Fungi, Ascomycota, Eurotiomycetes, Eurotiales, Aspergillaceae.
AUGGCUUCCACCGAUGUGAAUGUUACGGUCUUUGCCUAUCCUCAACCUGACAAGAUCGAUGAGGUUGCAACCCUUUGGAGUGAGCUUUCACGCCAAGUGCAGGCCAACGAGCCCGACACGCUGUUCUACUAUGCCUAUGUCAAUCAAGAUCGAAAUGCUAUUGUGGUCGUCGAGAGAUACCGUAACCAAGAAGCCCUAGUGAAGCACAGUCAAACGCCCUACUAUCAGGAGUUCAUGGCCAAGGCUGGGGGUCUGAUGGCCAAGCCUCUUGAGAUCCAGCGGGGUGGUGGUCCAUUGCCAGAGUCAACCAAGAUUUCCCGGCUGUAGAUGGAAGGGAUGGGAUGGACCCUAAUCCCGACAACCUCUGUACAUUAAAGAAGUAUAUUCGGUAAUUCUGAGCUGUAUCAGCUAAGUUCAUCAACAGGACCUCACUCUGUACUCCACAUUGAUAGUCCCGAAUUGGAUGGUGGCUAGGUCUGGUGUAGGCGGGCUCACGAUGCGAGGGAAAAUCCAGAGGUUGGUACUUCUGGCUACUGACUAUAAAGUAGUUUAAGGUAUAGCUG